AUGCCCCCGAUCAUUCGUCCACUCGCGCUUUUUCAAGACAUCCCCCCUGACCGCGGCGCACAGCUCGCGCUCUGCUCCGCUCUCACAUGCAGACUGACGCUUUCCAGCAGCGGCGCACAAUAACGCCCAAGCGCGUUUAGCGGAUUUCUCCGUCCUGCGCUUCGCCAUGCGCGGCGGCCAGCGCGGAUUUCAACAUCUGAACUUUUGGAAAGAGGAGUCCCGGAGCGCACAGCGUGCUCAGUGCAAGCGGCGCGUUUCCAAGUGACUGCAGAGCGCGCCUGUCUGGCACAGACUCCGCGUUAAGUUGUGAGUAUGAGAAGAGGAGACCGAGGUUAGGGUCAGCGAGCAGCCAGCGGACUCUCCGGACACGGACAAUGGAAACCUUCAGCGUGUCAGUGAACGGCGUGUCCUACACCGUGGCACCUGAACUCUCCACCACCGAUGAUCCCUUUAACGGACCCAUCAAGAACAUCGCGCCCUGGAACUUCACCAUCCUGGCCGUUCUCAUGUUUGUGGUCACCUCGCUGUCUUUAACCGAAAAUUUCCUGGUCAUGUUUGUCACUUUCAAAUUCAAACAACUCAGGCAGCCCCUGAAUUACAUUAUAGUUAAUCUGGCCAUCGCCGACUUUCUAGUCUCCCUCACCGGUGGAGUAAUAAGUUUCCUGACUAACGCCAGGGGUUAUUUCUUCCUCGGGAAGUGGGCUUGCGUCCUGGAGGGCUUUGCAGUUACUUUUUUCGGGAUCGUGGCCCUCUGGUCCCUGGCUGUCCUGUCCUUUGAAAGGUUCUUUGUGAUCUGCCGGCCUCUGGGUAACAUCCGACUGCAAGCAAAGCAUGCGAUCCUGGGUCUUCUGUUCGUUUGGUCCUUCUCCUUCAUCUGGACCUUCCCUCCAGUGCUGGGAUGGAACAGAUACACUGUAAGCAAGAUUGGGACCACCUGUGAGCCCGACUGGUAUUCAACCAACAUCACAGAUCACAGCUACAUCCUUACUUUCUUCGUCACUUGUUUCAUUUUGCCUCUUGGGGUGAUUUUCUUCUGCUAUGGGAAGCUCCUACGGAAGCUCAGGAAGGUAUCACAUGGUCGUCUGGCCACUGCCAGGAAACCAGAGCGCCAAGUGACCCGCAUGGUGGUGGUGAUGAUCGUGGCAUUCAUGGUGGGUUGGACACCAUACGCAGUCUUCUCCAUAUUGGUCACAGCACAUCCAACUAUUGAACUGGAUCCAAGACUGGCUUCUAUCCCAGCCUUCUUCUCUAAGACAGCUGCCGUCUACAAUCCAAUCAUCUAUGUUUUCAUGAACAAACAGUUCAGGAAGUGUCUUAUCCAGCACUUCACCGGCGUGGGGACGAUCCCUGAUAGCAACCUGAAUCAGACCUCUGAUCGACCUGGAAUCACUGCCGAGAGUCACACGGGAGAGAUGUCAGCCAUUGCUGCCCACAUCCCCGUGGGCAGCACCACGUCACCCAGAUCGGACUUCAGAUCUGAUUCUCCAACCGACUGUGGUUCAUUUGCUCAGCUUCCCAUUCCAGAGAACAAAGUCUGCCCAAUGUAACAAUAGGCUUUACCCCGAUAGCUGUUCUCUUUCCCUGAGCGUGAAUAGACACCCUUCUGUAGACGCCCCACCCUUGCCCUGUGUUUCAAGGACAAUUAAGGGUUAGCAAAAAGUAAGAAAUUUUAUGGUCCAGAGUAUUCUGGUAGAUGUUCAGUUUAUUAGUGGGAAAAAAAAGACUGAGGGGAAAGAACUGUAGAGACUGAACUGCUCAGAGCUUUACCCUGUAGAUAUCCUGUAAAUAUUUGCUCACCAAUGCUCCUCUGUCCUGUUAUUCAAGAAUGUCUUGGAUGUUCUCUUGACCAUCACUGCACAAUGGAGGGCACUUGAUUCAACGUGAUUCAUUCAUAUCCCAAUGAAAAAAAAAGGGACUGCAAAACCCACAGACCUUGAACAUCCGUUAGUUGAUGGCUAGCCAGUGUGUUUCAAAUAUCACAAUGCACCCAGCCUUUCAUCUCGUCCUCGCCUUCUCCUUUGAAGCCCCAUGAUGGUGCCUGCAGAGAAAGCGUGUUUUUCUAUGCUGUUUCAGUAUUUGCUUUGGCAGCAAUUUUCAUUCAUCUCUGUCCGUCAAAAGGACGGAGCAGUCUGCUGAAUUUGAAUAUUUUUUUUUGUAUCCCGCGUAAACUAGUUUGGGUCAAAGCUUUUAUCUUUUGUGAAGAUGGUCAAGAGGGCUUACAGAUGCCAGUCUCCUGUUCCCUCUGUUGCAGAUAUAGGAGGACAGCAUAUUAAUAAGCAGUGGAUCACCACAUACAUGCACACACUACAGUCCACUGCUUUGUGGUAAGCUCUCUAUAGGAGCUGUGAAGAAAUGCAUCAAUAAUUAUCACUAGCACAAGAGUGGGUUUGCUAGUCAGCCAUGUAUAAAAGCAAUGAGUAUUCAUCACAAGCACAGUUCAGCAGCAAUAUUGAAGCUAAAUACCGUCACUUUUGAGCACUUCAGCAGUAGCUACAAGUAGAUGUAGCAGUCAGUGUUACAAUAUGUCUUCUACUUUCGUGGUGCAUGUUCAUUCAUUAUUACUGGGUAUCUGUCAAAAACACCGUCGUAUGCUAAGUAGUGAUUCACCAGGUAUGGUGUUUGUUUACAACGUGUGUUUCAGUCAUGUCUGGCCGGGAGUAAAAUCCAGCAUUUUUAAGCACCAGUGCAUCUGUGUCAAGUUAACUGUGACACCAACAACAGACCAUUUUAAAGAGAACUGUCAAACUAGCUUCUGUCCUGUUCUGGAGAAGUCUGUCACAGAUUUAAUCGCUUCAAUGACUGUUACUGCUUUGUUGUCAGGUCCAGAAACUUUAGAUACAUGUCUUUGGAACUUAAACCUGCAUUAAUCAAUAUGUUUUGUGUCAGCAGUGAAUAAACUAUGUGUUGUGAAAGGGUUACUGUUGGAAAAAACACUGAAGACCCGUGUUCUUUUUAGCUCGUUUAGCUUGUAGAUUCAUUUUCAAAGCAGCAAACUCUCAAUAUGGUUCAAUUUUAGAAACAGGUUGCUGAUUUCAGAAAAGGUCAUUUGACCACCUGUUUGCUACCUGGGCAGGAAUGUGCAAGACUUCUUUAUGAAAAUGAAUAAAGGAGUCUUAUACUUCUGCACCUGUGGCAUUUUUUAUUCAUUCCAUAUUUAGUGAUGAGUCAACAAAAUCCAGUUAUGGAUGCAAAUUGUGGUGACAGCUAAAUUACAUACGGACAAUGUGCGUUAAACAUGACGUGAAAGAAACGGAAACAGAACAUAUUGCUUAAUAAACAGCAAUAAGGACCUUAUCAAGAAACCUACAGAAGUAUAGUUACAGUAAAAACUAGUUCUGUAUCAACACAAAGUGAAAGCCCACUAAAGAAGGAAUGAGCUCUUCUCUAAAACUUGAAAGCCUUAAAGCAGUUUACAACAGCACGUGGGGCUAAAAGAAUAUUAUUCUGUGGAGGUCAAUGUCUUUAAGAUGUUUCCAUAAUGAACAUUCAUAUGUUUGGAGAAAAUUUAAGAAGGCUCACCAGCCCAAACCAUUAAACCUGUGAAGCAUUGUGAUAGGAGAAAAAAAAAAAAAGAAAAUUGCUGAGAUAAAUCUCAGUUAAUCACAGGUGGCUCUUCCAAACACAAAAUCCCAAAGUUAGGGUUAACCUGGAAAAACAAAAGUUAUUUUUUCACAAAGUAGUUUUUAAUGUAUUUCAUGGAUGCAUUGCAUGGUUUCCAGUAGCACACUUUAAAAAUGCCAGUGUAGAGUCUAAACACAGCAUAUUGAUAUGAAUGGUCACAUUUUACAAAAUUCGUACUCUGUCACUCUAAACAUGAGCAGGAUGGUGCCACUACAUUCAUGUGACAGCGUACAAAUCUGUUCUCCACUCGUGAAAUUGGGGUACACGAUGAGUCUGCAUAAUAAAGGCAGGGUUAGUAUGAAUUCAGAAACUUUAUUAUAAAACAACUCGAUUACCAGUUUGCUUGGUGUACAUGUCUGUGGAGCGGCAGGGUGAUUUUCCAGGGGCUGCGCUGAAUGCUGCUAUUUUAAGUGCUUGCUGAUUUGGUGGACUGCCUCUAUGUGAUUAGGAGUCUGAAAUAAUCUUUCUCAUCUUAUCUGCUUUGCCACAAAUAGCUCUUUAACUUCUUUAACUUCUGAGCCUUUGUCUCGGGUUUGUUAACCAAAAGCUCCACCCUAAAACAGGUGGAUUCAAUGAAAUCUCUGAUUAUUCACGCUGAAUUAUUCUUAGACACUAUAAUGGGUCAUCCGACUAAUUGGGUUAACAUUGUGAUGUUUAUUCAUUUGCAAACAGGAUAUUCCAUUAAUAUUAAUUACAAAGCACUGCAUGCAUGACAUUAUGAUCGGGAGCUGAGCCCCCCUGAAAAUUUGAAUCUAGAAUCGCCCCUGGAUCAUACAUUAAUGACAAUGCAGUAUCAACCGCUCAGCAGCUCCGCUACCAUCGAUGGUAGUCCCAACUUUGUGUUAAAGUGUCAACACUCACUGUUACCAGUCAGCACCCAUAAGCAUUCCUUUAACGUUUCCCUAAGUCGUGCCACUACUGACACACAAGCUUCAGCAGCAGUGGAUACAGCAGAUGUAUAUCGUGGCUUCACCUUGAAGAUCAGACAGGAUAUCAAUCAAACAAACCUGCCAGUGUUACAUUUUGGUGAAAAGGAUUACAGACUGCACUGAAUGCUGAUGAGGGGAAGGGACACUUCCAACGUUCGUAGAUGGGUUAAAGCACCUAUCUCUCACCUCUUUACAGUGAGUUGUGUAACACUUAUAAAGCAUGGCAAGACUUGUUCAGCUGUUUUUGUCUCAUGAGUACUAUUGUAGAUGUCAUAGAUGCACUGUGGUUGUAAAAAUGUGUGUAUUAAAGUAUAUAUCUAUUUUUUA
Molecule: messenger RNA, 4877 nt
Organism: Oreochromis aureus
Lineage: Eukaryota; Metazoa; Chordata; Actinopteri; Cichliformes; Cichlidae
Gene: valopa
Product: vertebrate ancient long opsin a
Exons: 5
Coding region: 375-1547 (390 amino acids)
Biological process (GO): G protein-coupled receptor signaling pathway; visual perception
Cellular component (GO): photoreceptor outer segment; membrane
Molecular function (GO): G protein-coupled receptor activity
Source: RefSeq, a predicted model, not a curated record